Molecule: messenger RNA, 599 nt
Organism: Mirounga angustirostris (Northern elephant seal)
Lineage: Eukaryota; Metazoa; Chordata; Mammalia; Carnivora; Phocidae
Product: ribosomal biogenesis factor-like
Exons: 1
Coding region: 7-339 (110 amino acids)
Biological process (GO): ribosome biogenesis
Cellular component (GO): nucleolus
Source: RefSeq, a predicted model, not a curated record
CGGAGCAUGAGUUGCUGCACAAGGGUGUUGAAGACAAUGGCCAAGAACAAACUAAGAGGGCAGAAGUCCAGGAAUGUAUUUCAUAUAGCCAGCCAAAAAAACUUUAAGUCUAAAAACAAAGCAAAACCAGUUACCACUAAUCUUAAGAAGAUAAACAUUGUGAAUGAUGAAAAAGUUAACAGGAUGAAUAAAGCUUCUGUAGAUAUACAAAAGGAACUUGCCCAUUUCUCAAAAGGCCUUUCCCUUGAACCUUUGCAGAAACAGCUGAUUCCUCAGCAGUGUCAUGAAAACGAACCAGUUAAUGUUGAUGAAUCGACAAGAUUAAUGGUUCAGUUGUAAUACAUCAAAUACCCCAAAAAGACCAACAAAUUAAAUGUUUUAUACAACAAACAAACAAACUCAUUUCUUGAGUAUUGGCUUUUCGUGCCACAGGCAGCUGAACUUGGGUUUUUCGGUAACAUUGGGGUAAUAAUGAAAAGAUAUAGCACGUGUUAAGCACGUGGCAUGUGAGUACCUGGCAUCAUACUGAUUAACUUCCCUCAUUUUCCAACAUCCUCAAGAUAAAGAAUUUGGAGGGGGUAGUAACAUUCUGACAAAUA